CAAAUUAGUUUAUUCCUCAAUGAAAUCCCCUUUCAUAAUUAUUGCAUCAAUCCUCAUACAAAUCAUUCAUUUCACAACAGCCCAAUCAAUAUUAUUCAACAACAAAUACCCCAUCAUCCGAUGCCAGUCAACCUUCAAUAAUAUAACAUUAACAACCGCCUACAAAACAAACAUCAUAACAGCCCUCACUUCCGUUACCUCCGCCGUUACAUCAAACUACGGCUUUAAGAAAACCACUGUUGACGGCGAAAGCCCAAACAGGGUCACGGCUGCCGCAAUCUGUCGCGGUGACAUCGAUUCCGAAUCAUGUAAAAAGUGUAUAACUAACUCAUCUAUCACACUGACACAAAACUGUCCUAACCGGAUCGAAGCGUUGGUAUGGAACAUGAACUGUAGUUUGCUAUAUUCAAACCGUACGCACACAUCCACUUUUUAUAACCGGCCUUAUGGCAAGAUUUUAAGCUAUGUGAACGCGUCGUCGGAUUUAAUUGUUUAUUAUAAGGAGGCUUUGAGGGGUUUAGCUGCGAGGCUACGGAUAGAAGCUGCUGGUGGAAACUCUUUACGCAAAUUUGCCACGGGAGACGUGGUUUUUGGACAGCCGGCGGCUUUAGAAAGGAUUUACGCUAUGGUACAAUGUACACCGGAUUUGUCUUCGUUUGACUGUAAUUCGUGCUUGUCGGUUGUGUUUAGAGAAGCUCAGGGAUGUUGUGAUGCUGAUGUUGAUGUUUCGGUUUAUUAUACGAGUUGUUUUAUUCGGUAUUCGAAUAAGUCGUUUUAUAAUGAUCCCCCGUUGAUCUCAUUGCCGUCUUCUGGUGCGUUCAUUUCUUGA
Molecule: messenger RNA, 829 nt
Organism: Erigeron canadensis
Lineage: Eukaryota; Viridiplantae; Streptophyta; Magnoliopsida; Asterales; Asteraceae
Product: cysteine-rich repeat secretory protein 38-like
Exons: 1
Coding region: 20-829 (269 amino acids)
Source: RefSeq, a predicted model, not a curated record